AUGACUCUCCAGAGCUCGGAGGGCUGUCCUGGCCUGGGAACUGAUGUGUUCAUUCCCCAGAGCCUACAAGAGACUGAAGAAGACAGCAGAUCAGAAAGAAAUGUCAGUGAGUUUGAGCAUCCACAGGACCCGGAAACUCCUAAUCUCCCACCUCUGCUUCCCAUGGCCCUUUGGGGCUCUCAGGGAGGGCUGUCUCCAUGCCACCUACUGACCGUGAAGGUCAUCCGGAUGAAAAACGUCCGACAGGCUGAUAGGGUGAGCCAGACAGACUGCUUUGUGAGCCUCUGGCUGCCCACCGCUUCUCGUGAGAAGCUGAAGACUAGGACCAUCUCCAACUGCCCGAACCCAGAGUGGAAUGAAACCUUCAGCUUCCAGAUCCAGAGCCAAGUGAAGAACGUGCUAGAGCUGAGCAUCUGUGAUGAAGAUACACUGACACCAGAUGACCAUCUCUUGACAAUCUUCUAUGACCUCACCAAACUCUGCUUCCGAAAGAAAACCCAUGUGAAGUUCCCACUCAACCCAGAGGGCAUGGAAGAGCUGGAGGUAGAGUUCCUGCUGGAGGAGAGUCCCUCUCCACCUGAGAUGCUCAUCACCAAUGGCGUGCUCGUGUCUCGGCAAGUCUCCCGCCUGGAGGUUCAUGCAGAAUGCCAGAGGCGGAAGAAGAGCAGGAAAAUGAAGGACCUCCUGGUGACAGUGAAGGAGUCCUUCGAGCACACCCAACACGUUUCAUGCUGCCUGGAGCCCUGCUGCGCAAACCCAGCCUGCUUCCACUACCCCGAGUACUUCCAGCCCUGCCUGCACGUGGACGUGCCCAAGAGCCCGUGGGGCCAUGGGCUUUGCUGUUGCUGUGCACAGAGGAAGACCAGCCCUGUCCGCCAGCCCCUUGACUGCCUCCCCGAUGGCCAGACGGUGACCCUGCCCGUGGGUGAGAACUGUGAAUUACAUAUGAAGUCUACACCCUGCCCUCAGACGCUGGAUGUGCGGCUGGGCUUCAACCUGUGCCCUGCCGAGCAGGAGUUCCUGCAGAAGCGGAAGGUGGUGGUGGCAAAGGCCCUGCAACAGGUGUUGCAGCUGGAGGAGGACCUGUCUGCGGAUGAGGUACCGCUGAUAGCCAUCAUGGCCACCGGGGGUGGAACAAGAUCCAUGACCGCCAUGUAUGGCCACCUGCUGGGGCUGCAGAAGCUGAACAUCCUGAACUGUGCCAGCUACAUCACUGGCCUGUCUGGGGCCACCUGGACCAUGGCUACCUUGUACCGUGACCCUAACUGGUCCUCCAAAAACCUAGAGCCUGCCAUAUUUGAGGCACGGAGGCACGUGGUCAAAGACAAGAUGCCUGCCCUGUUCCCAGACCAGCUCUCCAAAUUCCAGGAGGAGCUUCGGCAGCGCAGUCAGGAAGGCUACAAGGUCACCUUUACAGAUUUCUGGGGCCUGCUGAUUGAGGCCUGUCUGGGGGAUGAGAGCGAUGAAUCCAAACUGUCAGAUCAGCGUGCUGCUCUGUGUGAGGGCCAGAACCCCCUGCCCAUCUACCUCACCAUCAAUGUCAAGGAUGAUGUAAGCAACCAGGAUUUCAGAGAGUGGUGUGAGUUCUCCCCCUACGAGGUGGGCCUGCAGAAGUACGGGGCCUUCAUCCCCACCGAGCUCUUCGGCUCCGAGUUCUUCAUGGGGCGGCUGAUGAAGAGGAUCCCAGAGUCACGGAUGUGCUACAUGCUAGGCUUGUGGAGCAGCAUCUUCUCCCUAAACUUGCUUGAUGCCUGGAAUCUGUCCCAAAGCUCGGAGGAGUUUUUCCACAGAUGGACCAGGGAGAGAGUGCACGACAUCGAAGAUGAGCCACUCCUGCCCGAAAUCCCCAAAUGUGAUGCCAACGUCUUGGACACUACAGUGGUGAUCCCAGGGUCGUGGCUCUCCACUACUUUCCGCAGCAUCCUCACCCACCGGGCCUUUGUGUCUCAGUUCCACAACUUCCUGUUGGGCCUGCAGCUGCACACCGACUACCUCCAGAACAGCCAGUUCUCCAUGUGGAGAGACACGGUGCUAGAUGGUUUCCCAAACCAGCUGACAGAGUCUGUGAGCCACUUGUGCCUGUUGGACACCGCAUUCUUCGUCAACUCCAGCUACCCACCCCUCCUUAGGCCCGAGAGAAAAGUCGACCUCAUCAUCCACCUCAAUUACUGUGCUGGGUCCCAGACAAAGCCCAUGAAACAAACCUGUGAGUACUGCACCGUGCAGAACAUCCCCUUCCCCAAAUACGAGCUGCAAGAGGACGAGGAAAACCUCAAGGAGUGCUACUUGCUGGAGAACUCCCAGGAGCCAGAUGGCCCCAUCGUCCUUUUCUUCCCACUCAUCAACGACUCCUUCCAGAAAUACAAGGCCCCAGGUGUGGAGCGAAGCCCCGAGGAGCUGGAACACGGCCACGUGGACAUUUAUGGCCCCCAAACUCCAUACGCUACCAAGGAGCUGACAUACACAGAGGCCGCCUUUGACAAGCUGGUGAAGCUCUCUGAGUACAACAUCCUGAAUAACAAGGACAAGCUCCUUUGGGCCUUGAGACUGGCGGUGGAGAAGAAGAAACACCUGAAGAGCGAGUGUCCCUCCUAAGUCCCAGCGAGCCUCACCGAUCUUGUGUCUGCUUCUGUGGUCAGAGGCGUGGAGCCCAUCAGGGCUGACCAGCCUGCUCAGCCGGCUCCGCUCUCUGGCAAGGGGCGUAGGCAGGCUGACCAGGGCUUUUUAUCAAAAAAAUAAAAAUUUUAAGAAGUUGAGGGAGAUAGAGAAAGAAACAAAAGGAACAUAACACGGGCAUGUGUUGGGAUUUUCAACCCACAGGAAUUUUUUUAAACCUUUCCCUGCAGGGAAGGGGUCCAGUAGCCACAGGGUCCCACACAUGCCUCAAGUAUGGAGAAUAAAAACGUGGCCUGCGGAAGAGAUGAGUUCCCCAGAAACAGCCUGCGAGCUGGAGCUAAAAGCCCCCUCGAUUCUACUCCUCUCGGCCUCCUGGCACAGAGGGCCUCCAGGAAUAAACAAGAGGAGGACCUGAAGAGUACUCUGGGUUCUCUGGAAAAAACGCCUUUUUAAACUUAAGGCAAUCAUUAUUUUUAUAGGCUAUUAUAUUUUGUGGUUUUCGUUGUUUUGAAUCAGGGUAUUCAUAGAUAGUGUGAUGAUCUAGAAGAUCUAGACCGAGCACUAGACAGAGAACUGGUCUCUUCAGCAACAAAGCCAAACAGGUGACGGGCGGGUCUCAGCAGUCCCUCUCCAGCCGCUCAGAGCCCCUGGAACACUGAUCCCUGGGAUCUCAACCAGGCAGCCUCAUCUGAGCACCUAGCUCCAAUGACAUGCCCAGCAAAGCCCGCGUCUGCAGCUCAAGCUCUCGGAACGAGAAUCUGGGGUGCAGCUCAGGGAUGUCUGAGCAGGGAAACGGAGUCAGGCAUCAGGCCAGCACUCGCCGGCCAGCCUGUCCCAGGAGCACUCCUCGGUUCCCUUCUCACCUUCUUCUCUGGUUUCCAGACAGGAUUAUUUAUUCUAAAGGGGAUUCCUCUUAUUUAUCAUGUAAACACCGUGGCCCGAGGCGACUCUCAACAAGGAAGACUCAACCCUUGAAGGAGUAGGUUAGCCCUGAGGAAGAAGCCCAUCCAUCCUUGCAGAAGGUUGGCAGACAAAUCACUGGGAAAGCCCUGGGACACAGAGAAGCCCAAAGUAUCCAGGCCUACUAGGAAUUUGACUAAAGAAAUAUGUAACCUGAGCCAUGGAGAUGUCCAGGCCGAUGGAAGAUGUGACCAGAAAGGCAUGAAGCCCAACAAACCUGGAAGACUUGGCCCUCUUUCCCGGCCUCUAUGCUCCUGAAGCAGUCCUUGGGUUGCUAGGAAAUGAUGAGUGGUGACAAGUAACGAAAGUCCAGAAAAAUCGGCUUCCAAAAUCCAUCCUUGCUACUCAAAGUGUGGUGGGGGACUGGUUAGACAUGCAGAGAAGCUCAGGCCCCACCCCAGGUCUGCUGGAUCAGAAUCUGCAUUUUAAGGAGAUUCCCACCUCCUCUCUGCGCACCACCCACAUCCCCAUGAGGCUACACGUAUUAAAUUUCAGUGGUGUAUGGGGCGCCUGGGUGGCUCAGUUGGUUAAGCGACUGCCUUCA
Molecule: messenger RNA, 4120 nt
Organism: Neomonachus schauinslandi (Hawaiian monk seal)
Lineage: Eukaryota; Metazoa; Chordata; Mammalia; Carnivora; Phocidae
Gene: PLA2G4E
Product: phospholipase A2 group IVE
Exons: 20
Coding region: 1-2595 (864 amino acids)
Biological process (GO): glycerophospholipid catabolic process
Cellular component (GO): cytosol
Molecular function (GO): calcium-dependent phospholipid binding; calcium ion binding
Source: RefSeq, a predicted model, not a curated record